AUGGCUUGGUCGGCCCGCUGGGUGCUGUGCCUGUGCCUGGGAUGGGGCUGCCUGUGCCUGGCUCUGGGCGACGCGCUGCGGCCCCGCCGGGUCGGGCUGCGGCGCCGCGCCGCGCCGGGGGCCGUGCGGGGCGGCCGCGCCCGGGCGGCCGCAGGUGAGGACGGCGCGGGGCAGCGGCGGCCCGGGCGGCCGGCGGCCGACAGAGUGGCGGAGCACAUGCUGCGGCUCUACGAGCAGUACCGCGACCCGCCGACACCGCCCGGGCCGUGGCUCCGCCGGGGCAACACGGUGCGCGGCUUCCGCCCGCUGCCGGCAGGGAGCCCCGAGGGCCAGGAGGUGUACCUUUUUAACUUGACAUCGCUCACGGAGUCUGAAAAUGUCCUGUCAGCCUCGGUGUAUUUUUACAUUGGAGAUCUGCUGCAUGUCAAGUGGAACUGUUCCCAGCCCAGUGGCUGCUCUCCUCACUGGCACGGGAAACCUGAAAUUCAGAUACGCCUUUCAGUUUGGGCCUUUCCUUCAGCUGGGAACCGGACUCGCAGCCUGGGACACUUCCUCAUCAACGUCUCCUCUGCUUACCAGGAUGUCCUCUCCUGGCAGUGGGAGGAUAUCACUCGGCUCCUGCACGAAGCCAAGCAAAACAACGAGCUGCUGAUCAGCGUUAGAAUGGAUCUGCCCGGCCAUCAUCCCUGGGAAAGGGCGUCUUCCUCCUACGAGCCCUACAUCCUGAUUUACGCCAACGAUUCCGCUAUCUCCGAGCCAGAGAGCGUUGUCUCCACUCUGCGGGGACACCGUCAUCCUCGGGCCGGGGUCCUUCCCAAGCCGGAAGGCCACAGGAGGAGGAAACGCUCUGCCAACGUCCUGUUGCCGCUGCAGAACAACGAGCUCCCAGGAGCCGGGUACCAGUACGGGGAGGAGCAGGCAUGGGAGGGCACAAAGCCCUACAAGGCCUUCCAGCCGCAGCUGGCAGACAGGGCCAGGAGUAAGAAGAAGCAGAGGAAGAGUCAUCUGCAGAAGAGCCAGACUCUGCAGUUUGACGAGCAGACACUGAAGAAGGCGAGGAGGAGGCAGUGGAACGAGCCCAGGAGCUGCGCCCGGCGCUAUCUCAAGGUGGAUUUUGCAGACAUCGGCUGGAGCGAGUGGAUUAUUUCCCCCAAGUCCUUCGACGCCUAUUACUGCUCAGGAGAAUGCCAAUUCCCAAUUCCAAAGGCCAUGAAGCCGUCCAACCACGCCACCAUCCAGAGCAUUGUCAGAGCUGUCGGAGUCGUGCCCGGCAUUCCCGAGCCUUGCUGUGUUCCUGACAAAAUGUCUUCUCUCAGUAUCCUGUUCUUCGACGAGAACAAGAACGUGGUUCUGAAGGUGUACCCCAACAUGACAGUGGAGUCCUGUGCGUGCAGAUAACGCUUGGGAGCCCUGCGGGCAAUGCCAGGGUGAUGGCUUGCUGUCUGGGGAAGGGGGUGGGCAGGACUCUCAUCAUCCCUGCCUCGUGUUUGCACUGCCAAUGCAUUUCCUUUGGACAAGAAAAUGUAACGAAAUCCAGUCAAUGAGAAGGGGAGCAGGGUGGGUUCCAAGCAGCGAUUCCAAGGAAAGUGAACACAAACUUCAUUCGUCCGUGAUUCUGACCGAGACACAAGGCCUGGGAAUGGGACCUGACUGUACCUGUUGGAAGCGAGAGGUGAAGGAAGGACCUGCAGAUUUUUGACACUGCCCAAAGGACAUAGUGAUCUAUUUUUGUACAAGAUUUUGGAAGCAGCACAGCCUGGUACUUCUCAACUCUGUACUAAUGAGAGGGGGGAGGUUAGAAAUGUCAUAGUCUUCAUUUUAGAGCUAAAUGUCUUGCCUUGGGUUUUAGAGCAGUACAGCAAGGCAGCAAAACUCAUCUGACAUGCUGAAAGCUGUAGGUAAGCCCGGGUGACCUUGGUAGGGGGUGACCCACCUCGUGUGCGAGUUCCUUUCCGCUGACACGUGCUCUGUAAUUCAGCUCUUGGGAGCUCGGCAGCCCCGGGCACAGGAGCUCAAAGCAGCCCUGCUGAGGGCAUCCCUCUGAAUUCUGCUACGGAAUCUCAGCAGGUCAGGGCUGUGGAAAUAGCCCCCUCAGUCAGGUGGCCCAAUGACUUGUUGGCCACGAGUUCUGGAACACUCUUCCAAAUAACCUGUGGGCUGUCUGCCUGCACGGGUGAUGUGGCCAGGUCGUGCAGUGGCCUCUUCUCCCAGGUAACAAGCGUCAGGACCAGGGGUCACAGCCUCAAGCUGCACCUGGGGAGGGUCAGGCUGGACAUGAGGAUGGUCAGGCAGUGGAAGGGGCUGCCCUGGGAGGUGCUGGAAUCACCCUCCAUGGAGCUGUUCAGGAAAGGACUGGACGGGGCGCUCCAUGCUCUGAUGUAGCUGGCAGGGUGGUUUUUCUCUUCUUCCAUCCUCUGGGGGCCCUGAGCUCAUCAGCAGCAGGGUGUCACCCCUGGGGCAGGGCUGGUCCCCAAGAUUGCCACUCUCAGCUGAGGAGAGGCUUGUGAGUUUGCAGGACGGGUUGUUUAGUGGCUCCUUUUUCCUUGUAAAACCAGCAUUUUUAAAUGAUUGCUGGGGAAAGGUUUAUCUGUGUACAGACUGUCAAUGUUAAAAAGUGAAAAUCACCCCCAAGAGAGAGAAGUUAUUUUGUAUAUGGAAAGAAAAUUUUACUGAUGCUUCUAAUUUAUUUUGUAUCCAUGGCCGUCCUAAUGUAUCCUUGUUUAUCUCAGCACUCUUCAAACCGUGCAGUUUCCUCUGUCAGUGCAAGGAGGAACUGCCGGGGCUGUAGGGGAGCUCCACAGUGCACCUGCAGUGGGAAGGGCUGUUUCACUGCUGAUGGAUAAGCCUGUCUCGUCUGUGUUGUUUUCCCUCAGUAAAUGUGGACGUUGCGCUUGGAAUUCCGGAGAAGCGGAAAAUAAAAUGGCUUUAAAAUGAAA
Messenger RNA from Serinus canaria (Common canary), 2936 nucleotides. It is a transcript of the gene BMP3, whose product is annotated as bone morphogenetic protein 3. NCBI's taxonomy places the organism in Eukaryota, Metazoa, Chordata, Aves, Passeriformes, Fringillidae. The transcript is spliced from 3 exons. The record is from RefSeq and is a predicted model, not a curated record. Gene Ontology annotation, biological process: BMP signaling pathway; osteoblast differentiation; SMAD protein signal transduction. The coding region runs from base 1 to 1398 and encodes 465 amino acids. Gene Ontology annotation, cellular component: extracellular region. Gene Ontology annotation, molecular function: growth factor activity; cytokine activity.